Molecule: messenger RNA, 1038 nt
Organism: Colletotrichum chrysophilum
Lineage: Eukaryota; Fungi; Ascomycota; Sordariomycetes; Glomerellales; Glomerellaceae
Exons: 2
Coding region: 1-1038 (345 amino acids)
Molecular function (GO): dioxygenase activity
Source: RefSeq, a predicted model, not a curated record
AUGGAGAAGCAAACAAGGUACGUCGAUCGGGAGAUCUCAAAAAUUUCUCUACACAAUUUCGACAAUCGAAUCGACGAAAUCACAGCCCAGCUGUGCUCAGCCGCCGAAAAUGUCGGUUUCUUCGCCAUCAAGGACCACGGCUUGGCCGACUCUGACAUCCAGGACAUGCUGUCCACCGCGGAGUCGUUCUUCCGCCUCCCGGAUGAUACCAAGGCCACGGUGCCCUGGAACCCACAAAAUGUCGGAUGGGAGAAGUUGUCGCAAGUACGGCCCUCCACGGGCGCGGCAGACCAGAAGGAGUCGUACCAAAUCCAGUUUGGCGAGAACAUGAAAGGCCUUUGGCUUGACGACGGCACUCUCCCCGGAUUCCAAGCCAAGACUCUGGAGUUCAUGCACAGGGUGCAGGAUAUUUCGGAGAAGCUCAUGAUCUGCCUCGCUCGUGGACUGGGGUUCGAGGACAAGUACUUCAUCAACUGGCACGACAUCGCGCGACCGAACUCGCAAUCAACGCUGCGUAUGCUCCAUUACUACGAGACGCCAAAACUGAAUGACGGCAAAGUUUACCAUCGUGCCGGCGCCCAUGCCGAUUGGGGCUUCCUCACGCUCCUCUUCCAGAAGCCGGGCUACUCCGGUCUCGAGAUCUGCCCCGGCCGCGAGGCCGUUACGGAGCACGCUCUCGGCGACGAAUGGACCAAGGUCGAUCUCGAGCCUGGGGUCAUCGUGUGCAACAUCGGAGACUUGCUCAUGAGCUGGAGCGACGAUCGCUUCAAGAGCACGUACCACCGUGUUAAGGCACCUUGUGAGGAGGGAGACUUUUACGGCGAGAGGUUUAGCAUUGCGUUCUUCAACCAGCCUUGCAAAGAUGCGAUCAUUCAGGGUCCGAAGGGGAAGUAUCCUGUGGUCACGGGGGAGGAGUUCAAUCGGAACGCGAUGAAUCGGAUGUAUAAGGCGGCGCAGGAGAAGUUGGCUGCGAUAAAGCAGGCGGAGGAACAGGGACAGGGAUUGCCCAGCGCAAGGGCUCUUGAGGCAGCAGCGUAA